Molecule: messenger RNA, 1474 nt
Organism: Linum tenue
Lineage: Eukaryota; Viridiplantae; Streptophyta; Magnoliopsida; Malpighiales; Linaceae
Source: the annotation of a GenBank genome assembly
CAAAACAAAAAGCAGAGUAGGAGUAGCAGUGCCCCCUCCGGCUUUCCCUUUUCACUCUUAACACUCACGCACGCCUCCCUCAACCUCCAAAACCUGCAAAUACAACUAACCAAGUGAAUUCUGAAGUCCCCCACAACCACCAACAUGUCUCUUCUCUUCUCAUCACUCGCGUUUCUCCUACUAAUCACCACUACCCCCUCAUCACCGGCGACGGCGACUCCCCUCCGCCACGGAUACUACUCCGCCACCUGCCCUCCGGCCGAAUUCAUCGUGAGGGAAGCCAUGAGGAAGUCACUCCUCUCCGACCCACGAAGCGCUGCCUCCGUUAUGCGCUUCCAAUUCCACGACUGCUUCGUCAAUGGAUGCGACGGUUCAAUGCUGCUGGAUGACACAGACACCAUGCUUGGCGAAAAGCUCUCCCUUUCCAACAUCGAUUCCCUCCGCUCAUACGACGUCGUCGACGAUAUCAAGGCCGAGCUCGAGGAAGCUUGCCCCGGCGUGGUCUCCUGCGCUGACAUCAUCGUCAUGGCUUCCCGCGACGCCGUUUCCCUGACGGGUGGGCCCAACUGGGAAGUGAAGCUGGGCCGGCUGGACAGCCUGACGGCGAGCCAGGCCGACGCCGACGCGAUCAUGCCCAGCCCACGGGCCAACGCCACGAUGCUGAUCGACCUCUUCGCCGGGUACAACCUCUCGGUGAAGGACCUGGUGGCCCUCUCGGGUUCCCACUCCAUCGGCAAAGGCCGGUGCUUUUCGAUCCAAUUCCGCCUCUACAACCAAUCCGGGCCCGGCCGACCCGACCCGGCAAUCGAGCCGCGGUUCAGGGAGAAGUUGAUGGAGCUGUGCCCGAUGGGAGGCGACGAGAGCGCCACCGUGGGGCUGGAUUCCACCCCCGCGGUGUUCGACAACGCCUACUUCAAGGAAUUGGUCGGCGGGAGAGGGUUCCUCAACUCCGAUCAAACGCUCUUCACAUAUCCGCUGACGAGGAAGUACGUGGAGGUGUUUGGCCGGGACGAGGAGGAGUUUUUCGGGGCCUUUGUUGAAGGGAUGGUGAAGAUGGGUGAUUUGCAGUCCGGGAGACCAGGGGAAGUGAGGAGGAAUUGCCGGGUCGCGAAUGGCGGCCGGCGGCCGGCAGAGGAGGAGCAUCUUCCGCCGGCGUUUGGACUGGCUAGAUGGAUUUAGCUAGCUCCAGCUGAUGGUGGAGUCGCCGGAUUUAAUUUUAUUUGUUGGCUAAGGCCGGUGAUCAUUGUAAAUGGAGGAAUAUAGCUUAUUAUUUCUGUUUUUUGUCUCGUUGUCUUGCUUUGUGCGGAUUUGCUGAGCCAGUGAUGGUCUUUUGGUUGGAAUCUGUCAAACCGUUUUUGGCUUUUGCAUUGAUUUUUUUUUCUUCCUUCUCUUCUGUGUUUGUUGUUGUUGCAAAUAGCUUCGUACAAUCGAACAUGAAUCAUAGAAAAGGGACUAAAUGAUGUUAUUAUUAGAG